GCUCACAACAAAGAAAAAUGCGGAAGCUGUAACCGGAAGUACAGUUUAGGAGGAAAAGUUAGCUGGCUGGUUAGCCAGACAGACAUCUCAUAUUCCUUGGAAAAAUAGACAGGGAAAGGGUGAUGGCAACAGCCAUUUAGGGUACAGAUAGACCUACCGUUAAAUAAUAAAUAGAAAGGGGCCGGUUGAGGACGAUAAACCGUGUCAUCGAAGUAGAGAGAAGCGAGGAAGUAACGUUAGCCCUCUACAACCUCUCUGGCUAACUACCAAUUGUAGGGAGGCUGCUAGCCAGCAAAAAUAGACAGUAAAAAGACAACAUGGCUGACUCCAGCGGCAGUAAGCCCUUCAUGGUGACUUCCUCCAUCAACCUCAAAGUCACCACCCCCUCCUUCUACAACCAGCCAAAGAAGUUUGCCUCGGUCAACCCGCCACGCCCCAAAAGCCAGUCCGACCCGUCGCCUCCCCCGGGCUCAACUCCUCCCCCAGGUCCCUCUCCUCCCCCCAGUCUGGUCUCCUCAACACGCGGUGUCGGCACAGCUGUCAUUGGUCGAGUUGGAGUGAUGCCUCCACCCCCACCAUCGCUCUGCGAAGACUUCCCGCCCCCUCCUCCUCCAUUGGACGAUGAGCUGCCAGCCCCUCCCCCCAAUUGUGCAACCACACCGCCAGCCUCUGAUGCCCCUCCCCCUGCCUUCCCUCCCCCCCCCGCAGUGGAUGACCUGCCCCUCCCCCCCGCCCCGCCUGAGGAGAAUCCCUGUCUCCCCCGUUCCCCGUCUCCCCCACCUCCACCACCCCUCCCCCUCUCCCAGUCUCUGGUCCCAGCAGUGUCCCCAGUGCUGGGGAGAACUCUCAGCGUCUGGAAAAGCAGACUAGUUUUGACAAACAGCUGGGCUCUCUGACUGACCUGCUGUCUGAGAUGGAGACCAGAGGACCCUUCAACCCCAAGUUGCCCAGUCAGUACUCAGCUCCUCCUCCUCCUGCCCCCAAGCCCGCAGGUCCUCCCCCCACUGCUCCCAAGCCCAACCUCUCCUUCCUCCCCCCUCCAGAGAUGGGAGACAAGCCCCCUCCCGCUCCCUGGGCCGAGGAGCUCAAACUCCGAACGACACACCGACAAGCCAAUAACGCUACAUCCGCCCCAGCUCCUGCCCCACAGCCAUUUGCUAAGGCCCCAGUCGGGGCUUCUAAGGCUUUUGGGGGCAUGAAAACGGGGACGUCCGUGCCCCCUGUGGGGCUGAAGAACCAGAACCACGCCCCGGCUCCAUUUGGUGUUGCUCCUAAACCUUCCCCUGCAGCCAGCUCCUUCCCUCCUCCUCCUGCCGCCCCUCCAGCCAACAAAGUGGCUCCCCCAGCCUUCAAUCACUCAAAGCCGUCUUCCAUUGACUCUCAGAUGACUGUGAGCCCGCCCCCUCCUGCUCCCGUGCCCCCUCCUCAGCCCAAAGCGAUGACAUCACCACCCUCUUCUUACAGCCAGCCAAUGAAAUCUCCCCCUUCAUCAAAGCCCUCGCCCCCUGGGCCUGUCUCUGUCCCAGGUGGAGGUGUUCCUCUCUCCAUGAGGGAGGUGGAGGAGCUGGAGAGAAUGACCAAUGCAUUCAUCAAAGACAUGGACACACACGCUCCCGUCAUCACCUCAGCACCUACAGAGGUAUGUGGGAAGUGUGGUGAGGCUCUGUCUCGUUCCCAGCCUGCAGUGAGAGCUAUGAACAAACUCUUCCACUCUGACUGUUUCUGCUGCAUGAGCUGCCAUCGCCCCCUGCAGGGCAUGCAGUUCUACGACAAGGACGGGACGCCACAGUGUGAGGACUGCUACACUAGUUCUCUGGCGGUGUGUUCUCGGUGCGGGGAGCGUAUUACAGACCGUGUGUUGAAGGCGGUGGGCCAGUGUUUCCAUGCCCACUGUUUCCGCUGCUGCACCUGCGCCUGCAGCCUGGAGGGGGCGCCCUUCAUCACCGAUGACGACAACAACCCAUACUGUGUCCCAGACUACCACAGGCGUUUCUCUCCCCUGUGUGUGAGCUGUAAUGAGCCCAUAGUUCCUGACGCUGGCAGUCAAGAGACCGUCAGAGUCGUGGCCCUCGACAAGAACUUCCACCUCAAGUGCUACCGCUGUGAGGAUUGUUCCCGCCCCCUCUCCAUAGAGGCGGACGCAGACGGCUGCUACCCAUUGGAUGGCAGGAUCCUGUGCAUGAAGUGCCACACCCAGCGGGCCAAGGCUAUGCAGUGAUUGGUAGACACAUUUGUUAUUCAAGUCGAACUUUGAACCAAAUCCAAGGCACAGGAUCCAUUCAGCUUCCACCGUUCUGUCUUUGCAACAGGGCUUUACUUGUGCGCUGUGUGUGUGUGUGUGUGUGUGUGUGUGUGUGUGUGUGUGUGUGUGUGUGUGUGUGUGUGUGUGUGUGUGUGAGUUCAUGAGUGAAAGCGAGUAUGUUUGCAUGCAGAUGUCAUUAUGUCUCUCUCCUCUUUCUGCUUAUUCCCCCUCUCAGUCCAGAGGUAAUGUACUGCACUGAGAUAGACUUCCUCCUCCCCUCCUUCUCCCCUUGUGUUAAUGCCAGUCUUAUCAAGGCCAUUUUUUGUUUACGCUAAAAUACCCAGCAUGACUUGCACAAGUAUAGCUUAGUCAUGGGCUGUGUCCCAACAGUCAGAUGGUUUCCUCUCCUCUUCUCUCUCCACUGAUAGGAAAACAUGUUGAGAAGGUUUCAGCCAUACAACUUUGAUUUGUCUUUCACUUUUCAGUGGUAUGGAAGGAAAAGAGUGGAACUAUUUCUGAGUAUUUGAGACAUAGUUAACAGUAAGGUGAAGUUGCCCCUAAAUGCUGAUCUUGGGUCAGUUUUGCAAUUCCCCCUACUGAUUAUGGUUAGGUAUGGGGAAAGCAAAUUGACUUUAGAUCUGUGCUUACUGGCAACUUUUUACCAGUAGUUUAGUGUAACCCCCUGACCCCAGUGCACGAGGAGUUGAACAAAAGUUUAAGGUGGACUAAUUCAUGUUCCCCUGCACCUCCCAUAGGGCUGAGCUCUGGUGGGCUGGUGGUACCUGAAGCACUUUGGGAGUUGUAGUGCCUGCAAACAUACAAGUUGCUUAACUGCCUUUAGAGAGUGCUUUCUAUAGAACUACAUAUCCCAUCAGACAUGAUGUAGCAGAGCAGUGUGCUGUGGGAAAUGUAGUUCCUCUUGGGCUAAGAACUGAGUGCAAAAAAACGAACAAAAAUAUGUGAAUGUCGCUGUCGUUUGUUUUUGUUGUGUGCGUUUGUUGCUUUAUAGGCAUGCAUAGCUACAGAUCACUGUCAGUUACUCUCACCAGUUUAUCAAACACAGAAUGAGGGUACAAUAUGAUCAAAAUGACCAUUUAUUUCUUUGUGAAAAGAAUAGAAGAUUUAAGAUCAUGAUUAGAGACACUACCAAGAACAAAGGUCAAAAGUUUGCCAAGCACAGAUUCCAUUCCUAUGAUCUCCUCAUGUUAAAUAAUUAGAGUGCUGUAGUUUAAAGAGGACCACAUGGCAUAGAACAGACUCUACGCUCCAGGCAGAAGUUGCUCUUAACUGCUAGGAUCAGAUUACCCUGCCCCAUCCCUAAUCUUAAUUUAAAGGGGAUGGAGGGAAACAUUGGAUCCUGGAUCAGUAGUUAGGGGCAACUUCCAGGACCUAUAGGAUGAUACUAUCAUCCUCGAGGAAGUGUGCGUUCAAGAGCGCUUAUCUAGGUUGCAGGUGAGUUAAGAUAUCUAAUGAGUAACAUAGAUAUAGAGAUAUUACCUCUCAUUAAUUCAAUUCACCUAAAGGUAAACUCAUGGAUUUUUGCACUACAUCUGCAUUUACAAAUGCUUAGUAUUUUGUGCAUUUGCAGCUCUCUGAAUAAUGUAAUAGAACUGAUUCUGAAUCAGGGUUUUAAGUAUUAUAAACAUGCAGCAGAUCAAAUGGCCAGUCUGUUUUCCAGUAGAGUAUAAUAGGUCAUUGACUGUAGCAGCAGCAUGUAGAUCAAACCAAUACAGUUCAAGGUGUUGGUAACACAUCACUCAAAUGCAUCACACUUUAAAUUCACUGCCUUUAUUUUUGUGGAAUUCACUUCAAUUUUUAAUCAUGUUUUUUGUGUGCUUUACACAGUAUAUUGUUCCUUUCUCAUAAUACUCCAAUGAAUACCACUGUUUCCAUUAUUCAGCUUAGUGUUCUUUUAUGUCUUGAUAUCAGUUAUAUUUACUCUGCUUGUAAUCUUACCAUACUUUAUUUCAUUGAAGUACUUAUUUUCAGUGAUUUUUCUGUGAAACUUGGUGAGUUGCCAUUUCCACCCUAGUAUUCCUAUCCUGUUCAGACUGGUUUGGCACCGAACACCCAUCCUUCCACAUUCCUCAGUCUGGCAUAGCAACAUAACCCUAAUGACCAAACUAACAUCCUAAACCAUAUGGCCAAAUACGACUCAGGAUGCAUGUUAUCUGGGUCGUCGUUAUCAUCUUUAGUAUUCUGUUGUUUUCCGUUUUUUAUUUGCACACAUGAUUCCACCUUUGUGACCAUGCCUUUGUCAUCACUGUCAGACCAUUGGUGUGUGGUGAUGCCUUCAAAAACACCACUUUGCUCAUUUAUUUAAUGAUGAUUGCCUUCUUCUUUUCAUAUAGUUCUUAUAAAUCCUUCUUAUAUUUGUGUGUAUGUUUACGGUUCCAAACAUGCCAACAUUAAUUACCAGUACAUGUCAUUCUUUUUCUUUAAUUUUACUGAACUCAAAAUAAAACUGCUAAUUGCCUAA
Molecule: messenger RNA, 4721 nt
Organism: Salmo salar (Atlantic salmon)
Lineage: Eukaryota; Metazoa; Chordata; Actinopteri; Salmoniformes; Salmonidae
Product: zyxin
Biological process (GO): transforming growth factor beta receptor signaling pathway; integrin-mediated signaling pathway
Cellular component (GO): cytoplasm; stress fiber; focal adhesion
Source: RefSeq, a predicted model, not a curated record